AGAUUUGUAUAGAUAGGGAGACCAUGAGGAGGUGGAAGAAGAAGCUGGGCCGGACGCUCACCCGCUUCCUCUCCAAACCCCCCUUCAACCUCGCGCCGCCCAAGCCCACCGCCCCCUUGCCCCCGCCGCCGAUCGAGCGUCCGGAGGCGCUGCCCGGCAUGCCGCACGGACAUCCGCCGCCGGCGUUCCCGGGGGGACGGGACGCGUUCCCGCGGGCGGCGUCCACGGUGGUCCCGGACCCGGCCAGGUUCUUUGCGCCGACGCUGCUCUCGUCGCCGCUCCCCACCAACUCCUUCUUCCAGAACUUCGUGCUCAAGAAUGGCGACCAGCCGGAGUACAUCCACCCGUACUCCGUCCGCUCCGCCGCCGCCGCGCUCACCCUGUGCUACCCGUCGCGGAACCACUCCCCGUCGUUCGACAUCCAGACGUUCGUCGAGGACCUGACCGUCUCCGCGCCGGCCGACGCGGCGGCGGGGCAGAGGCACCGGGUCGCGGCGUUCGACGACCUAUCCGUCACCCUCGACGUCUCCCCGUCGCUCCGGGCGUUCCUCGUCAGGGGCUGCCCCUUCGUCACCGUCGCCACCGCUGACGCCGCCGGCCCCGUCGACAUCUCCGUCGCGUCGGUCCACGCCUUCAUCGAGGUGGCCUCCUGCGACGACACGCUCACCAAGUGGCGCCUCCGGAUGAACAGCGGCCAGACCUUCUUCCUCUACGCGUCCGCGCCGAUCCGCCUCGCGCAGUCCAGCGUCACGCAGCUGGCGGCACCGGGCUUCUCCGGCGUCAUCCGGGUCGCCUACCUGCCCGACCCAUCCAUGGAGGCGGUUCUUGACCGGUACAGCCGGUGCUUCCCCACCGCCGGCGAGGCCUCGCUGAACCGGCCGUUCUGCGUCGAGUACACCUGGCGCAAGCAGGGGUGGGGGGACCUGCUCAUGCUCGCCCAUCCCCUCCACCUCCGGCUGCUCUCCGAGGACUGCUCCGUCCGCGUGCUCGACGACUUCAGGUACCGGAGCAUCGACGGCGACCUGGUCGGCGUCGUCGGCGAUUCAUGGGUUCUACGGACCGAUCCGGUGUCCCCCACAUGGCACUCGAUGCGGGGCAUCAGCGACGAUGGGGUGGGCGAGAUUGCCGCCGCGCUGCGCAAGGAUGUGGACGCCCUCGCUUCCAGCCCCAUCUCAACCACCUCCUCCUACUUCUACGGCAAGGCGAUCGCCAGGGCGGCCAGGUUCGCCUUAAUCGCCGAGGAGGUCGGCUGCCCGGACGUCAUCCCGGCGGUGCAGCGGUUCUUGAGGGCCACCGUCACGCCAUGGCUGGACGGCAGCUUCCAGGGCAAUGGCUUCUUCUAUGAACCCAAAUGGGGCGGCCUCGUCACGUUGCAGGGAUCGAAGGACUCCGGCGCCGACUUCGGCUUCGGCAUCUACAAUGAUCACCACUACCAUCUGGGCUACUUCUUGUACGCCAUUGCCGUGCUUGCCAAGAUCGACCCCUCCUGGGGGAGGAAGUACAUGCCCCAGGCCUACUCCAUGGUCGCCGACUUCAUGACGCUGUCGCGGAAGCACGGCGCGAGCUACACGCGCCUGAGGAUGUUUGAUCUCUGGAAGCUCCACUCCUGGGCCGGUGGCCUGACGGAGUUCGCCGACGGGCGCAACCAGGAGAGCACCAGCGAGGCCGUGAACGCGUACUACUCCGCCGCGCUUCUCGGGCUGAGCUACGGGGACACCCACCUCGUCUCAACCGGCGCGACGCUGACCGCGCUCGAGAUGCUCGCGGCGCAGACGUGGUGGCACGUCCGCGACGGCGACACCGUCUACGAGGAGGACUUCACCGGCAACAACCGCGUCGUCGGCGUCCUGUGGGCGAACAAGAGGGACAGCGGCCUCUGGUUCGCCCCGCCGGAGUGGAAGGAGUGCAGGCUGGGGAUCCAGCUGCUGCCGGUGCUGCCGAUCAGCGAGGCGCUGUUCCCGGACGUCGGGUUCGUCAGGGAGCUCGUGGACUGGACGGCGCCGGCGCUGUCGAGGGAGGGGGUCGGAGAAGGGUGGAAGGGGUUCGUCUACGCGCUGGAGGGGAUCUACGACAAGGAGUCGGCGCUGCGGAAGACGAGGGCGCUGGCGGGGCACGACGACGGCAACUCGCUGACCAACCUCCUGUGGUGGCUCCACAGCCACGGCUCCGCCAACGACGGCGUCUCCCGGUGCUGCUGGUACCGCCAGUACUGCCACUGAGAGAUGCUGCUGCUGAAAGGAUUACUCACAGAUUAUAGAGCGAUUUGUUCAGUUACAGUGGUGGUGAUGUUGAUCAAGACAUCAGGAUGUUUUAUCUGAAAGUAUACACCUUUUACGCUUUGUUGUUUCAAUAAAAAAACAGUCAAAAACAUGUCGCAUUUCGCUCA
This is a messenger RNA of Oryza brachyantha (malo sina), 2386 nucleotides long. RefSeq names its product probable endo-1,3(4)-beta-glucanase ARB_01444. The record is from RefSeq and is a predicted model, not a curated record. The transcript has a single exon. The coding region runs from base 24 to 2219 and encodes 731 amino acids. NCBI's taxonomy places the organism in Eukaryota, Viridiplantae, Streptophyta, Magnoliopsida, Poales, Poaceae. Gene Ontology annotation, molecular function: endo-1,3(4)-beta-glucanase activity.